AUGAACACUUAACAUGAAAAGAAGUGAUAGCAAAUAGGAGGGAGUAUUUAAUAAAAAAAAAAACCUUGAAAAAUUUAAGUGUACUGCACAUGAGUAAAUCAUCCACGAGUUGCCGUUGCCGCCGAAUUGAUCAAGCUUUUACCGCCAUUAUCCUUCAGCUCCCGCCGCAUGUAGUCACGCAGUUGCCAUUGCCGCUUACGCCGAAUCUCUUUACAAUUUGAGAAUGAACGAAAAAAGAGUGAGGUUCAAGGACUCUGAGCCUGAGCCAGAUCACCCAGAAAGCUUUAGAUUUGAUGUUGGUUCUGCACCUUGUCAAACAAGAGAAGAUCUGCCAGCGUCACCUGCAACUACAAAUAAGCCAAAAACCUCUGAGUUUGCUUUCUUUAAAAGAUUGAAGCAAGAUGUUGGCCAGAAUGCCUGUCAGAAUCCAUCAAACAGAGAAAAUGUACCUGUGAGAAAUUUUAGACGAAGCAACUCUGCUAAAGUUUUGGGUAAUUCCAAACGUAAUGAUGGAAAGUCUUCACAGUAUGUUAGAAAGUCUACAACUAAUGAAAUUGGCUCUUUUCUCUCUCGAAGAGAGGCUGCUUUGGGAGAUUCAGUAUGUAUGAUUGUGACAGCUAUGCCCAGUAGUGAACAUGAUAAUGGAAUAUUCAAUUGCCCAUCUGUUAUCCAGACACCAAUUAGUAUCAAUCUGGAUUCGUUCCAUCCCACAACGGCAAAUGUCUCUGUAAGCCAAGCAAGCCUACAAGAAGAUGGAGACGUAUUUUCAUCUAAGAGACAGAAGUUAUUACAAUUGACUGCCAAAACUCUGUUUCCAGAAGCUGAUGAAGUCCCAAGGAAGUGUAAUUUGAUCGGUUUGCUCCUAAGUCGGUUGCUCCCUGAGAGUCCUCAAGAACAUUUGUUGCAAACUCCACUAUCAAGGCAGCCAGAAACUGAACUAAAGUGUCUGUUAAAUUUUGAUUCAAAUGUUCAACUCAAGGAGACUUUUGAAACUUCUAGGAAGCUUCUGAAGGGAAACAAGGACAGCUUAGAUAAUCAUGUAUCUUUUCCCCAGUUUCACAAAUUAUGGGGGAACAAUGACACUUUUACGGCUAGAUGCUCGAACAGGAUGCUUCUCACACUCGAAUCAGAGACUGAGCAAGGGAGAUAUUUUGAUGACAUUGCUUCUGGAUGGUUGAACAGAUCUGGAGAUGUAAACCUGUUGACUUGGGAUAAUGAAGAUAAUUACUCAGCUCCAGGAAGCACUAACCCCGACAUUGUACGGAGUGAAGCAUAUGACAUUAGUCAAUCACACAAAUAUAGAGACCAGAGUUGUUCAUAUGAGUUAUUUAACCGAAUUUGUGAUUCCUCCACAGCUGCUAAGAAUAGCAAUAUAUUAUACAAAGAUGAGAUACAUGACUUCAACGAUUCUGAUAAUCUUAAUAGCUGCUAUGAUUGUUGCUCUCGCGUCCCUUUUGAAGGAUGUGGACCUUCUGCAUUGCGCACUCCUAGGAAUUACAGUGAACCUGAUUAUUUGAGUGACUCUGAGAUUCAAAGCGAACCCAGUCCUCUUCGACUUGGUUGGAAGACUAAUGAAUUGGACAUGCAUGACUCCAUGCAUAGAAGCCAUAUGGAGCUUGAAUUAUACUGUCCUCCCCCUACAAGCAUAGUGGAUCAUCAGAUUAGCUUGGAGCUUAAAUUACAUGGUCAUUCAUCUACACAGAGUGAAGAUCCUUGGAAAAGAAUGCAAAGCAGUACUUUGUCGCUUUUGUCCCCCUACUCUUAUCAAGAGCAUGAUAUUCAAGGAUAUUUUUUGCUAGAAAAGAAUCUUGUUCCGAGAUCAGCAAGUGUUCCGUAUAUGCUAUCAUAUGGUUCAGAACAUUUGAAUCCAGAUGAGUCUGGUCUUUUUAAGGAUAGAGAUAGUAGCUUGUUCCUUCUCCCUCAGAAGGAAUAUAGGUCUUUGGAAAAUAUGCUGUGUGAAAGAAACUGUUCUUCUGUAGAAUCAUUACUUAUCUCCCAAGACUUUGAAUCUGAUGAUAACAUGAAAUGCAAGCAGCUAACUGGAUAUCUAGAGGAUCAUUCUGAAAUGUGUGCUGAUAAUGUUCUUGAUCUUUUCAGACAGGGAAAUUCAAGCUCUCAGUUUUUCACUGCUAAUGCGAACGAUCUGGCUAUAUCGCCGUCAGCAUACCAGUCCUUGUUGAGUGGAGAUAUACCUGUUGGCAAGGGAGAUUCAUUUUCAUUGCUACUUCAGACGGAAAGUUGGAGGGAUACAGAAGCCCAGACUUAUGAUGAAGAGAAUAGACAUUGGAGCAACUACUUAUGACAAUAUAUCUGUGCUUUGAAUAGGUGCAUUAAUGGUGGUCAUGCAAAACAGUGGCAGUAGACCCUGGAGCUGGAGUAUAUGAUAGUCACACACAAGAGGGUGUGUUGGUUUUUCUUUGUAGUAUUUUUGUGAAGCAUCAAGUAGUGGUGUCAUGACAUGUUGGGUGUAAGAGAAUUGGAAUGUUGUGUUGUGCCUUUCAGAUUUCAAAGGGCAUUCCUAAUUGUAAUGUCUUAGAUUGCUAAUUACAAUUACCCCUAUCAAAGGCAAUGUUGACCCAAA
Molecule: messenger RNA, 2581 nt
Organism: Amaranthus tricolor (Joseph's coat)
Lineage: Eukaryota; Viridiplantae; Streptophyta; Magnoliopsida; Caryophyllales; Amaranthaceae
Exons: 9
Coding region: 224-2302 (692 amino acids)
Source: RefSeq, a predicted model, not a curated record